AUGAUUCCUUAUGAUUCUAUCCUUCGAAGUCCAUCAGGAUGUUGGAAUGUGAAGGUUAGAGAGGAAGAAGACGGUGGUUUAUCUUUCCGAAAUGGAUGGCCUGAUUUUGUUGAAGCACAUUAUUUAAGCCAUGGGGAUACUGCUACUAUGAAGUAUGUCAGUAAUUCACAGUUUGAUGUUAAGUUGUAUGGGACAAACGGAUGCGAAAAGCAUAAGUAUCGUGCAAGCGAUUUUGGAAGAGAUUCCUUUUGUCAGGACAAAAGGAACCGUGGAUUAUUUAACCGCGAUGCACUGAAGAGAAAAGCAAAUGUCAUUGAGGGAAGGUCAAAGGUUCAUCACCCAGAAUGUUUCUGUGAAGGGAAACCGUAUUUUUUCGCUAGCUGGACAGAGAAUAAGAAAUAUCAAUUGGAGAUUCCCGAAAAGGUGGUAAGGAAAUUGGAAAAUACAUUGUCUGAUAUUGUCGCUCUGAAAAGAACUAAUGGAAGACUUAGGAGUGUGGAACUGAAGAGAUCUGAAGGCAAGGUUUGGUUUUACAAAGAUGAUUCUGAAACCCAAGGAGAGUCUAGUCUAAAGAAAAGGUGUCGGUUAAUCCAAAGGGAAGAAGAUGAUAACGUGACAUCGUUGGACACACCUCUAUGUCGAACUCAUGUUGAAAGUAAGACAAAUGAGGAAAGAGCAAUGCUGUCAGUUCCCCCUGGUUUCGAUAUCUCUGUGCAACUCAACAAAAAUAAGGGAAAAAAGUCUUUAGUAUCCCAUGUAACCAGGUUACCGUGUCUAGGAAAUGAAAUAACUAUAUCAGGUGAUUGUCUACCAGUUGUUAAACAAGAAGAGAUUGAAGACACGUCCGAUGCGCCCGCAUCAAAACUUUUCCGUAAAUCAUCAUGGAGAACCAAAGGCAAACAAAUGGUGGCUGAAGUAACCAAGUCAUUCCAGUCCCAGACAAAAUAUCCUUUCUUUGCAGUUUAUAUACGAGAAAGCUAUAUAACUAGUGCGUAUCUGCAUAUUCCUAGCAGCUUCGCCAAGAAACAUCUUCCGGAGAACAUAAAGAAUGUGAUGGUUGGAAAUUCAGACAAUAAAGUGUGGACGAUUGGAUAUCCUUUCAGAGGUUAUAGAACACAUCUAGCUGCUGGUUGGAGUUCUCUUAGACGAAAUUUAGGUAUCUCCAUAGGAGAUGUUUUUGUCUUUGAGCUGCUUAAGGAAAAAGAUGCAGAAAUGAGAGUUUCAGUUUUUAGGGAGAUUGACAAUGUGAUAACCAGGUUAUGA
This is a messenger RNA of Papaver somniferum (opium poppy), 1263 nucleotides long. RefSeq names its product B3 domain-containing transcription factor VRN1-like. Gene Ontology annotation, molecular function: DNA binding. The transcript has 6 exons. Lineage: Eukaryota; Viridiplantae; Streptophyta; Magnoliopsida; Ranunculales; Papaveraceae. The record is from RefSeq and is a predicted model, not a curated record. The coding region runs from base 1 to 1263 and encodes 420 amino acids.